Messenger RNA from Talaromyces proteolyticus, 965 nucleotides. RefSeq lists its product as uncharacterized. Lineage: Eukaryota; Fungi; Ascomycota; Eurotiomycetes; Eurotiales; Trichocomaceae. Bases 1 to 699 code for a protein of 232 amino acids. The record is from RefSeq and is a predicted model, not a curated record. The transcript has 2 exons.
AUGUCUGAAAGCGCUGGUGGCGAUGGGGUCAAGCCGAUCACCAUGGGGGACCUCGAAUCUGGUGGAAUGGUCUCCGUGUAUUGCGACGGCCAGUUUGUCUGGCAGCUGCCAAAGGUCCUCCUGUCUAAACGGGUUCCUACUGUGAAGCUCAAGACAUUGCCUAAUGACACCAACGGGCACAGUAUCGAUGAGCAUGCAGUGGAAGCCCCAUACAUUUGGGAGAUUACUUGCUGCAGUCGUGCUGCCUUUCGUGUCUUCUACGAGUGGCUCUACAGUCCAGACGGACGUUUGAAACGCCCUUCUCCCGAAGUAACAAUCAACGCCUAUCUCCAGGCUACAAAGCUAGCUUCAGAGUAUUCGAUCCCCAAUCUUCUCGAAGAUUCGAUGAAGAUCGCUCUCGAUCUACUCUCCGCUGGAUCCUCGGAGAACUCCCCGUCAUACGUCAGCGAAAUCUACAAAAACAUGUCUCCAAAGUCUCCUGAGACUGCUACCACCAGUGGCUAUUUUGCUGUUUUAUUGAAGACUAGCAAGCUGGCCUCGACUACCUUUCGCAAUCUUACCGCGUCUCUUCAGAUUUCACGUGAUAUUCUCAUCUGGCUGUUCCUUUUCAAUGAGAAUGAAGUUGACGGUGACGACUACAACAAGGCAUUGGGAUGGGCCACCAGCAAUGUUGCCAAAUGGAUUGAGUUUCAAGAAUGACUGACGCUUCGUUUAAAAAGUGUAAACGGUAUGUAUGACUGCUCUCUCGAGUGCCGAAUCAUGCUGAAGCCCCAAUUUCGCUCAUAGACACACAAUCAUCACCCCGAACCCCUUCUCUAUGAUUCAAAGUUUUAAGCCAGCUAGAGAUUCUAAUUAUAUGGUAUGAUUGGACGGUUUAGGAAAAAUACGAUUGGGUUAGGAGUUUGUCAUCUUAGCGACACGCUAGAAUAUCAAAUGGAAGUCUUUCAAUCAUUACAUCACUAAUU